This is a messenger RNA of Cyanistes caeruleus (blue tit), 4005 nucleotides long. It is a transcript of the gene HTR4, whose product is annotated as 5-hydroxytryptamine receptor 4. Gene Ontology annotation, molecular function: G protein-coupled serotonin receptor activity. The record is from RefSeq and is a predicted model, not a curated record. Gene Ontology annotation, cellular component: plasma membrane. NCBI's taxonomy places the organism in Eukaryota, Metazoa, Chordata, Aves, Passeriformes, Paridae. Gene Ontology annotation, biological process: chemical synaptic transmission; positive regulation of MAPK cascade; adenylate cyclase-activating adrenergic receptor signaling pathway.
UACAAAGACCUUCAUGGAUGCUGCUUGUGCCAUUUCCAGUCUCCCAGACCAUCCCAUCCAUAAAUCCCUGCAUUCUGAGCAUGCUGCAGCCUCCAAACUAAUUUAGCACAGGAGGAACACACCCUGAGUCCAGGAUGAGGUCUCUUCUAUGGACAUUGAACUCUCAGCUGCCUGUGCCUGUUGCCUGUGAUGGAAGAACUUGAUGUGAAUGUGAGUUCCAGUGAGGGCUUCGGCGUCGCGGGGAAGAUCGUGCUGCUCUCCUUCGUCUCCGCCGUCAUCCUGAUGGCCAUCCUGGGCAACCUGCUGGUCAUGGUGGCCGUGUGCCGGGACAGGCAGCUCAGGAAAAUCAAGACCAACUAUUUCAUUGUUUCCCUGGCCUUUGCUGACCUGCUGGUGUCAGUGCUGGUGAUGCCCUUUGGAGCCAUCGAGCUGGUUCAGGACAACUGGAUCUAUGGAGAGAUGUUCUGCCUGGUUCGGACAUCCCUGGAUGUGCUGCUCACCACAGCGUCCAUCCUGCACCUCUGCUGCAUCUCCCUGGACAGGUACUAUGCCAUCUGCUGCCAGCCCCUGGUGUACAGGAACAAGAUGACCCCGCUGCGCAUCGCGGUGAUGCUGGGAGGCUGCUGGGUCAUCCCAACCUUUAUUUCCUUCCUCCCUAUCAUGCAAGGCUGGAAUAGCAUUGGCAUCAUUGACCUGAUCCAGCAAAGACAGUUCAACAAGGCCUCCAACUCCACCUACUGCAUCUUCAUGGUGAACAAGCCCUACGCCAUCACCUGCUCCGUGGUGGCCUUCUACAUCCCCUUCCUGCUGAUGGUGCUGGCCUACCACCGCAUCUACGUGACGGCGCGGGCACACGCGCGGCAGAUCCAGCUGCUGCAGCGCGCGGGGAACCCGGCUGAGCCACGGCAGCACCCCCAGGAGCCACGGCAGCACCCCCAGGAGCCACGGCAGCACCCCCAGGAGCCACGGCAGCACCCCCCUGACCAGCACAGCACCCACCGCAUGAAAACCGAGACCAAAGCUGCCAAGACCCUGUGCAUCAUCAUGGGCUGCUUCUGCCUCUGCUGGGCCCCGUUCUUCGUCACCAACAUCGUGGAUCCCUUCAUAAACUACACGGUGCCCGGCAAGCUGUGGACGGCCUUCCUGUGGCUGGGCUACAUCAACUCGGGCUUGAACCCUUUCCUCUACGCCUUCCUCAACAAGGCUUUCAGACGUGCCUUCCUCAUCAUCCUGUGCUGCGGCGACGAGCGCUACCGAAGGCCUUCCAUCCUGGGCCAGACCGUGCCCUGCUCCACCACCACCAUCAACGGCUCCACGCACGUGCUGAGGUACAAGGUGUUACACAACGGGCACCACCAGGAACACGAGAAGCUUCCCAUCCACACCGACCCCGAGUCCCAAGAGUCCUGUUUCUAGUCCUGGGCCCAGAAGAGGAAGAGCAGAGACCUUUUAGGCUAUCCCAAGGAUUCACAGACAGAAGGACUUGAAAAUCCAUCCAUCUGCAUUGUCUUGGUGCCUCCUGCAGCGAAUUCCCAGGAAUGUCCAGCCGUGGGAGCUGGCUGGGAGCACGGGGAGGCUCAGACCUGCUGUCCCUGUCCCUGCAGGAGCAGCUGGAGCACGGCUGUGCCAGAGCCCUGCUCCAGCAGGGAGGGAUUCCUGGCAAAGGCAGGACACAAAGCAGCUCCAAACCACCCUGUGCAGGGACUCCUGCUGCCCCUUUCCUGCUGCCCUCUGCUCAGCCCUGUCCUGGGGUCUCAAGCUGUGGCUGAAGCCCAGCAGGGUGGGACUGAGCUGCCCCAUCCCCGCUGGCUCCUGCCCGGACACCGGACCCUGUCAGUGGAGCAGUGCCACGUUUUCUCCAGGAGAACAAGAGGAAAUGUCUGCUGCCCUUUGGUUCCAGCCCCUGGGGGUGGUUUGGUUCCAGCUGCUGCCUCACCCACCCUGCUGAGCUCUGGAAAUGCUGUGGCUGUGUUUCCUGGCCGAGGAGGAUUCCAGGGAUGUGCAGGGAGUGGGACCAGCCACGGCCGUGCUCUGCCAUUCCCUGGGGAUGGGAUCCCACCAGGAUGGGAUGUCCCCUGGAGCCCAGAGCUGUCCCCAUCCCUCCCCUGAGCAAACCUGGGGCAUCCUGAGGCUGCAGGAAGCUUGGCCAGGAGCCAGAGCCGCUCUGUAAUGGAUCACUAAGUGCCAUCUUGGAAAACAAACCAUCUAAACCCUUUUCUAGCUACAUUUGGAAGAGAGACUUCUACUUACCUUUGCCACCUUUAUUUUUCUAUUUGUUGCUGGUCUCUUCCAGUUGAGGCAAGAAGUUUUCCAGACUUUUCCAGUCUCACCAUUUGCAAAGAUCUCAGUCCUCAGCUGCUCUCUGCAUGUCGAUGUUGCCACGUUCCUCGUGAGCUGCUUCUCCCUUUGCAUGGAAAGGGUGGGCAAGGCUCUAAACUCCCCAAAUUUGGGAAAAGGAUUUUCAUGCAGGAUCAAGACCACGAGCCUCGACCCUUUUUAGGUGAAGAUCUACCCCAGAGAUGCCACCCUGAGCCUAGGAAAUAAAAUUGUACUUUGUCAUAUCGUGUAACCAUGUACAGAUAUUUUUAAUGUACAAAGAAAAGCUGACAUUAUUUAUUAUUUUUUAUCAGGAACAUGUGUUUUUUUCAUUAAAAGCUUCUAGCCCAAGGAGCUUAACAUUCUAUGUAUUAUUAUUUAGUAAUAUUUCUGUUGCUAUGUGACAGGUAUUUACUGUAAACAGACAAAUCCUGCUUGGAACAAACAAAAAUAUUGCUCAGUUGGAGAAAUUUUGUGCAUGAGAAGAACAAGUGGAUUCCUGGCCAUGGUGUCUGACUUCUUUAAAUAUUUCUUCCACAGCAAAGUCACUGCUAAAGCUUCACAUCCUUUUCCUUUAGGAUUCAGAAGGACACUGGGCAGAAACAGCCUCGGUUGGAAGGCUGAGGUAGAAAAUUGCUGCCUGCUGGAGAGACACAAAUUAUUGGUGUUUGUGGUGGAAGGUGCUCCUGGUUCAUCACUGGGACCUGGUUGGCAAUGUCCUGUUUUAUAGAGGCUUUUAUUUCCAAAAAAAAAUUCAUUUAACUUCACUCUUGAUACCAGAACAGUGAGUGAAAAAAAAUCCAUUCUUGAAAGUUUGGAAAAAAAUCCAUCCAGGGCUGCUUGAGUGCUGUUGAUCCUCCUGCUCUGUGGAAGUGCCCACAGGGGUUUUGUUGGGGCCUGGGCACACGAGGCUGCAGAACAGCUUGGCUCAGCUCCACCUCAAGUGUCAAAUUUCUUAAAGAAAUCCUAAAAAAAAACUUUUCUCUGUCCCCAUUGAAGGGCAACAAAAUCUUGGUGUGAAAUUUCCUGGAGUGAGAUGGAACCAGCAGCACGGGGAAGCCACAGGGAAAGGUUCUUUGGUUCUGCUUUGUCCUUCAGGCAUUGUUUUCUCCUUUACUUUUAUGUGCAUUAGGAAAAGUUCUCUUGAAUUUAAAAUAAACUCCCAGUUUCUUGAAUUUAAAAUAAACUCCCCAGGGACAACAUUCCCAAGGUUCUGUCAGUGGGAGCAGUGGCUCACCAGCCAAAAUGGUCAACAGCUCUCACUGGGAAAAGGCUCCUCUUCCAUCUGGAUGAAAUUCCAAACACGAAAUGUCCGUGUCCUGUGUCACCUCUCAUCCCUCCCUGGCUCAGCAAACCUGGCAGCUCCUGUUAAUCCAACAAUAAUCCCAGCACAGCUCCUGCCAGCCCAGCACUGCCACUGGGCCAUCAACAGCAGCAGAAUUUCCCUGGAAAAGAUGGGAAGGUCCCAUCUGGAUUUCCCAGUGCAGCUUUUUGCCCAUCUUGGCUGGUGGUGCCAGCCCUGGCCUGUGCUCAGUGAUGUGUGGUGCAGUGGCUGCUCCUAAAAAUAAAAACUCUCUGGACAUGGCAGUGAACUCCAGCUUGGGCUCGUUUCUGGUGCUGUUUGCACUCAAACCCCAGUCUGGGAGCAGGUUCCACCUCCCCACGGGAGCCCCAGGAGCUGGAACACUG